Messenger RNA from Labeo rohita (rohu), 1927 nucleotides. It is a transcript of the gene plbd1b, whose product is annotated as phospholipase B domain containing 1b. The record is from RefSeq and is a predicted model, not a curated record. Bases 75 to 1835 code for a protein of 586 amino acids. Gene Ontology annotation, cellular component: extracellular region. The transcript has 11 exons. Gene Ontology annotation, biological process: phospholipid catabolic process. Lineage: Eukaryota; Metazoa; Chordata; Actinopteri; Cypriniformes; Cyprinidae. Gene Ontology annotation, molecular function: glycerophospholipase activity.
AUUAGAUCGUGUGUGCGAACAUGUCAGUCAGAUCCAGAAAGUAAACUUCUGAUUCGUUUGAUUUAGCGUGGAACAUGCAUCGAUUUGCACUAGGGGUUAUUUUGUGCGUCCUAACGGCGACCUUCAUGAAGGCUCAGCGUGUUCAGAAAGCCACCGUAUAUUGGGAUGCUGUUCAGAGGUCUGUCGUGCUGAAAGAGGAUGCUAUGGAAGAGGAGGGAGAUGCAUUUGGUUAUUUCAAUGAUAGUUUAUCUGUUUCUGGAUGGGGAGUGCUGGAAGUGAAGGCUGGUUAUGGACAAUUCCAGGAGAAUGAUGAAAUUACAUAUUUCUUGGCCGGAUACCUUGAAGGAUACCUUACAGCCUCGCAGAUGAUAAACCAUUAUUAUAAUAUGUAUCCUCAGAUGAUAAAGGAUAAUAGUGUUAUGAAACCCCUCAAAUGCUUUAUGAGUGAGCAAGACUCGUGGACAAGAACACAAGUGAAAUUAAAUGGGAAGACUGAUCUUUUGUGGCAUCAUGUGGGCCUACUAGUGGCUCAGAUGGAUGGACUGCAUGCUGGGGCAGCACACUGGGCCAAAAGUAGACAGGAAAAGCCUCUGUCCAUGUUUGCGGUUCAGUUCCUCAAUGGUAUUGGAGAUUUGCUGGAUUUAAUCCCUGUUCUCAAAAGGCAUCCCAACUCUUCUUCUGAUUCCUUCAGAAUGCCAGGCAUGAGUCACUGCUCUGCUCUCAUCAAGAUGUUACCCGGCUAUGAGAAUCUGUUGCUGGGUCACUCCAGCUGGUACACCUAUGCUGCCAGCAUGAGAAUAUACAAGCACUGGGACUUCAGCCUGAAAAAUAAACAUAGUGGCACAAGCAGACUGUCCUUUAGCAGCUACCCCGGGAUCUUGUCAUCUCUGGAUGACUUUUAUUUGCUGGGAACAGGAUUGUUUGUUACCCAGACCACAAACAACGUCUUUAACUCCUCUCUGUUCUCCCUGGUGACUCCAAAGGCUUUGCUUGCCUGGCAAAGGGUGCGUGUAGCAAAUGCGCUGGCCUGCACAGGGAAGCAAUGGGCCCAAAUAUUUUCCAAGCACAAUUCAGGGACUUACAAUAACCAGUAUAUGGUGGUGGAUCUGAAAAGAGUUUCACUUAGAAAGCAGAUUGAGGAUUGGAGUCUAACUGUUGUGGAGCAGAUUCCUGGUUUGGUGUUGUACUCAGAUCAGUCACAAGCGCUGCGUCACGGCUACUGGGCAUCCUACAACAUACCUUUCCACUCAUACAUUUACCAAGUGAGUGGUUAUGGUGUGAUGUGGAAAAAGUACGGGGAAGACUUCUCAUAUGACCUCUGUCCACGUGCUAAAAUUUUCCGCAGGGACCAUGGAAAAGUCACUAAUCUGGACACCUUGAAAUACAUUAUGAGGUACAAUGAUUACAGAAAAGACCUGUAUUCAAAAAAGCACCCUUGUAAAUCCAUCUGCUGCCGGAAUGACCUAAGGCUCCGACGACCUCAUCCAGGGGGCUGUUAUGAUACCAAGGUUACAGAUUAUCACAUGGCCCAGAUGUUUGUGGCUGAAGCUGUGAAUGGACCCACUACUCAGAACGGUCUUCCAGUUUUCUCUUGGAGCCGUUUUAAUCGGACAUCUCAUCAUGGGCUCCCUCAGACCUAUAACUUCACGUUCACCAGCAUGCAGCCACUGCUCUUUGGUUUCAGAGAUCAAGCCAAAACUGAUGGUAGUCUGGUACAGUGUAUUAACAACAGUCUAGAGGAUACAGAUGCAAAACUUGGGAAGAAUUUCAUAGACUUGGCAUCAGAUAUUUACAGGCAGCUUCACAAAUUCAUUGGUUACAUUUUUGCAACAUAAAACUUUUUGUGCAACUGAAUGCAUAAUACUUCCAUCACAUUUUUAUGCAAUAAAGACUACAGCAAUAUUUUUUUUCUUAUUAUAUUUUUAAC